GGGGGAGCGCUGACACUUCACAGUUGCGAUUUUCAACUGAUAAACCAACGAAGAGGAAGGAGUUCAUGCUAUCAUAACAUAGCAUGAGUGCACGCGACUUUCACUUAUUCUAUUUGUUUACUGGUUAAUUUUCUGUUGUAUUACGCAAAAUGCCUCCUAAAGGGAAAGGCGGUAAGGGCGGUAAAGGAGCUGCUGCAGGAAGUGCAGAUGCCGACAAGAAAGAAAAGGCUCCAAAGGGAGGCACUUCUGUGAAGGUUCGACACAUCCUCUGUGAAAAACACGGAAAAUGCAUGGAGGCCAUGGAGAAACUGAAGGCUGGUGUCCGUUUCAGUGAAGUAGCAUCACAGUACAGUGAAGACAAAGCUAGACAAGGAGGUGACCUGGGCUGGAUGACACGAGGAUCGAUGGUUGGACCUUUCCAGGACGCAGCGUUUGCGUUACCCAUCAGUUCCAUGGACAAACCUGUUUACACAGACCCCCCUGUCAAAACGAAGUUUGGGUAUCACAUCAUUAUGGUGGAGGGGAAAAAGUAAAAAUAUCACUCCAUGAAUUUGGUCAUGAAAAAUUGAUGUGACAAAAGUCAAAAGAACUAAACUAACAUAUGAUUGGCACUUGUGCAACAAUUUACCAAACUAGUUCAGCAAGAUUGACAUGAAUUUACUGGACUUAAAUGAUGAAAUAAAGAUGUUCAAAAAUAAAUUCCUUUUUUAAUAA
Messenger RNA from Oryzias melastigma (Indian medaka), 714 nucleotides. RefSeq names its product protein (peptidylprolyl cis/trans isomerase) NIMA-interacting, 4 (parvulin) (gene pin4). Gene Ontology annotation, biological process: rRNA processing. Gene Ontology annotation, molecular function: peptidyl-prolyl cis-trans isomerase activity; DNA binding. The record is from RefSeq and is a predicted model, not a curated record. Lineage: Eukaryota; Metazoa; Chordata; Actinopteri; Beloniformes; Adrianichthyidae. Bases 150 to 533 code for a protein of 127 amino acids. The transcript is spliced from 4 exons.